CUGUAAUAGAACCCGGUAGCUGAUUGGUUUAUGCCGCCUUAUUAAAGAACGCUGGGAAAUUGUGUGACGUCAUUUUCCAAGAUGGACGCCAUAGUACAUGAAACGCAAGAUGGUUCAUUAUGUGCACAGCAUUGCUUGAAUGCUUUACUACAGGGAGAGUACUUCACUGCUGUUGAUCUUUCAAUGCUGGCUAGAGAUCUUGAUGAAGAAGAAAGAAAGAGAAUGGCUGAAGGUGACUUACAAUCUGCUGAAUAUCUGAAGUUUCUUGAGCAACCCUCAGGUAACAUGGAUGAUAGUGGGUUCUUCUCUGUGCAAGUCAUCAGUAGUGCAUUAUCAGUAUGGGGACUUGAUCUUGUACCAUUUGGUAGUGAGGCUGCCACAGUGGCUACAGUUGAUCCAACGACAGAAAUAGCUUUUAUUUGUAAUUACAAAGAACACUGGUUUACAGUUCGCAAACUAGGGCGUCAGUGGUUCAACCUGAAUUCACUACUCACGGGACCAGAACUAGUAUCGGAUACAUAUCUUUCAAUGUUUCUUGCGCAGUUACGACAAGAGGGCUACUCUAUAUUUGUGGUUAAGGGACAGCUUCCUGAAUGCGAAGCCAAUGAAGUACUGCAAAUAAUAGAAGCCGUGCAGACACAGAGACCAAAACUACUCAGCGAACUUCAAAAACAAAACAAGAGUGCAAACGAUGGUGCUAGUACAUCAAAACAACAUGUCAACUUAGACGAUUUACAAAAAGCUUUAAAAGCCAGUGGGCAAUGUUUCGAGUCUGAUCAAGAGGAAGAAGACAGAUUGCAGGAAGCUAUUAGGCUCAGCAUGCAAGGCUGUGAUGGUGGCAGUGCAAGUUCAUCUCAAGCGGUUGACUUAGACGAAGUAAGGCAAAAGAGACAGGCAUAUUUUGACAGACAUCGACUAGAAGGGGAACAAUGCCAAGAGACACAGCUAAAUUGUGGGAGUCCAGAACUUGAAAUUAAUGACAAUGACAAAAUUACAUCAUUUACUCAGUCGGAUGACGAAUUGGAACAAAUGUCUACUCAGGAACUUGAAACCACAGCCAUUGAAGGAACUAAAAAAACUGUUUCUGACUUGACAGAGGAAGAAAUGUUAAAGAUUGCUAUGGACCUUUCUAUGAAUGCCGAGGAUACAGAGUGAAAUGAAUGUAUAUCCUAAAAAUCUUGCCACUACCCUUACCCCCACCCUCUAUGCAAAAUACAAUGUAGUAAAAAAAAAUGAUAAAGUCA
Messenger RNA from Saccoglossus kowalevskii, 1244 nucleotides. Its product is annotated as ataxin-3-like. Gene Ontology annotation, biological process: protein deubiquitination. Lineage: Eukaryota; Metazoa; Hemichordata; Enteropneusta; Harrimaniidae. Gene Ontology annotation, cellular component: nucleus. Gene Ontology annotation, molecular function: cysteine-type deubiquitinase activity. The record is from RefSeq and is a predicted model, not a curated record.